UUGUCAAAAACAUUGUCGUGUAUUUCACAUAUUUUACGUACGAAAAAUUUGCUUUAGAAAUUAUUAAAAUUACUAUAAAUACUCCUAGGAAUAAUCUGUAUCAGUAUAUAAAGGCGAGCCCUCGUAUAGAAGUGUUUACUAGUGAUGUUAGAAAUCAGUUAUAGCCAUGAAUCCUUAUAAGGAUGUGGACGAUAGCUCUUUCUCUACUCCACCUUUUAGCUACGAGGAUAUAGCUACAAAGUUGUUAAAAGACCACUAUUUCCUGACUGCUUUAGAACUGCACACAGAGUUGGUGGAAAGUGGCAGGGAACUGCCGCAGUUAAGGGAAUUCUUUUCGAAUCCUGGAAACUUUGAGCAGCAUGUCUCUAGGGCGUCAGAAUUUGUUUCUAUGCACCGCACUCCAAGUCAGGCCACCCUAGACUCUCUGGAUACCGCAAGAUAUUCAGAGGAUGGGGGUGGGGACCGAGGAGGGAGCGGGGGAGAUGUGGCUGUCUUAGAGUUUGAGUUAAGGAAAGCCCGUGAGACUAUUAAUGCAUUACGGGCAAAUCUCACCCAGUUUGCAGAUGACUCUCCAGCUCUGGACAAAGAUUGCAAGGACAAGUUCAACGAGAGGACCCUCAAACCUCAUGAGAAGAGAGCUCUUAACUUCCUCAUCAAUGAAUACCUCCUCUUGCAGGGCUACAAACUUACUUCCAUUACAUUCUCUGAUGAAAAUCCUGAUCAGGAGUUUGAAGACUGGGAUGAUGUAGGUCUGAACAUGCCAAGACCGGCCGGUCUGGUGUCCUUAUUCUGGGGGAACACCAGCGCACUGACUGUUCCUAAGGUUGAUGCAUCCACACAGAUGGAAGAACUUAUAACUUGUGACACUGGCUGUCAGAUGGACAUGGAAGAAAAUGUGUGUGCUAGCUGUCAAACCUCCCUUGAUAAUGAUACUGAUUGGAAUCAUGAGCUUUUAAUUCAAGCAGAAGAAAUAGAACUUCUCAAACUGAAAGUAAUAGCACUAGAGACUGAAAAACUGAACUUCCAGAAACUAUAUGAUGCUGCCAUUGUUAGUUUAAACUCCCUCACAAGCCCUUCCGAUAGCAAAGCGCUGGACCUUCAAAUACCUGAAGACCGAUUAAUAUCUGCCCAAAUACAAGGUUCGGCCAAUCAGAAUCCCCAGUCAGUCAGUGAAACUGGAGAAGUCUGUCAGAUGGAUAUGACUGAACCGACACCAAUAACUAGUACAGCUACAGAGAACCAUUAUGGCAGUAGCAACUCUACCCACAGUGCAACACCUGAACAGUUUGAGAUGAUUGAUAAUGAAAAGAAUAGUAUGGCAAGAAAAGAAGGUUCAAACACGAGUUCCUUCGACCCAGCAGUGCUGAACGACACAAGUAUCCGUGAUUCUCCGCGUCGAGGCAGCGUCACCACCCUGGAUGAGACUCUGAGCAUCAAUGACGCCAGCGAGUGGACGCGAGUGCCCUAUGAGUACUCCAGCAUUGAAAGCACUAACAAGGAAAUGUGGAUUGAUAGCGGUCUUCCGAGCAACUUGAAGAUGGCAAUAUUGAACUGGUGUUGUGAGGCAUUGAACCUAAACGAGCCUUUAGCUAACGACCUGUUGUCAGAACUGAUCAACAAUGACAAGCCCAUCACUCUUACUGGACUUCUGACUUUGACUGCUGAUACUCUACCUAGAGUGCUGCCGCACACGCUGGUGGCGCGGCGCUGCGAGGCGGCGGCGCUGCUGGCAGCGGGCGCGGCGCUGCUGGCGCCAGGGGACGCACGCCGCGCGCGCACGCUGCACACGCUGCUCACGCUGGUCAAGCGGCCCACCAGGGCCGACGCCAGGGCCAUCUGCGAAGCAACAUGUCUCAUAGUGAAGUGGGGUGGCAGCGGCGAGGUCCUGUCUUCUAUAGCCGAACUAUUGUCCUCCAAAUCAGCCGAGCGACGGGUAUUAGCCAGCCAAAUCUGCGUGGCUAUAGCUCCAUACGUACCUAUAGAGCUGUGCACGUCAUUAUUACUUAGCCUGGUCGUACUCAUGUGUGAAUCUAGUGAGCCAGAUAUAAGAAGUUUGGGCCUGAAGUCGGCAUGUUUAAUAUGCCCAGUGGCGGAUCACAAGUACGGGCAACUAGAGAAUCUCAUGUUUAGUUUCCUAAACGACCCAGUGGAGAAGAAUGUUAAGGAUACUGUGAAUAUCUUCGUGCCUGUGUUAGCGAGGAGUGCGAUGACUGCAGGAAAAUUCUCCUUAAGCUUAUGUAGUAGAAUUGUCUCAAAUCUAGUGAAAGCAAGUACGGAAAACGACUUCAAGGCGGUCGUUUUAUACUUAGAAGUGAUGAGGGAAUUAGUAUUGGCCUCUUUGGCCUACGUAAUAAAUGUACAAAUAGUUAGAGACGUUACCCUGAGCUGUGAUAUGCAAGUAAAUUUACAAGAAGUGCCCUUGGAGGGGGAACAGGAAGGGUUCAUUGACCUGCAGUGUUACAUGACUGAUAACGCGGACGCUAAAAUGCUGCUUCUAACGAUGAAUAGCCUAAUCAAAGAGAAACCCGAUGUCAGAUGGACCGAGUUGACGUGGUUUAUUAAUUUAGUGAAACAAAUUCUAGAGAUAUCGACGAACAGCAAGGUGAUAAAUCACUCGUCUGCGUACGAGUUGAUUAUAUCGCUAUUCUAUAGUUACGUAGACAACUUCACGGCGAACUUCACGUUGUACAUUCUGAAGCCGAUAUUCAGUGAAAUCAUACAGGAUUUGGAACAGAAGAUGGAGAAGCUUCAUACAGUCAACGUGGACAGUACCGUUGUGGUUGGAGUGUACCUGGUGACAAUAUUGCCUGCGCUCGAGGAUAAGGCGCAACAUGCCGAGUUUUUGCAGAAAUGGGUUGUGUACAGCAGCAUACGAGGGCUUCCAGUGAAAAUUCUCUCCAUACCACUCAAGUGGGUGGCCACGCACAGGGAGGACACACUCAACUUCUACAUUCAACACCUUCGAGAAUUCGCAGCGAGCAGCUGUGAGAGUUCAAGCGGCGGCGGCAUGCGCGCGUACAUCGCGGCGCUGAUCACCGAGCUGGUCAACAGCUGCGACGUGCACGAGCCCUGCCUCGAGCAACAACUGCUGCCCGCCGUCAUCGCACUGCUGCACGACGACGACCCGGUGGUCCGCGAAGUAGCAAUUACCGCGUGGGGUAGCGUGACUAGAAGCUGCCUUACCCGCAACCUCGCCUGCGAGGCGCAAUGUUGGACGGCGGUGGAAGAGUUGAACUCGCGGCCUCUCAGCGGGAAGGAGGCUGCGCGCGCAGCUGAGGCCGCGGCUCUGUUGGUACUGCCCACUGCUGACAGUCAUUCUGUGUCUGAGAAAGCGGUGUCGCUGGUGUGCUCGCUGUGCUGGGCGCGGCCGGCGGCGGGCGGCGAGGCGCUGCUGGCGCUCACGGCGGGGCUGCAGCUGGCCGCGCACCACGCGCCGCGGCACCCGCGCCUGCUGCCCGCGCUCAGGAAACUAGAAGAAACGGUGCAGUCGCCGUCACUGUCGCAAUACAAACCGGCUAUAGAGGCGUUGCUGCACAACGUGGCUGGUCCGAGUACAUUAUCGGAAGCCCCGCGGGAACCGCAGCGCCCGGCGACCAACCUACAAGCCGCGCAGGAGGUCGGCCGCCGGGUCACACAGAUGUUCCAACAGUCCAAGACCAAUAUACACUUACAGAGCAUUUUUAAAAAGAAAACGUAGCGAUAUUUAUUGCAGACUCGCAAACAGAUACUGCUGAAGCGGUCGACUUGAGACCAGUCGCACUUUGGACGAAUUUGUCUCGUACGAACACGCAGGAACAAUCGCAAUUUACCAAUAACUAUGGGAGCGCGCACACUGGACGCGAGUUGGUAGACGUACUCCAGUAUUCGUUCAUAAUUCAAAUUCAUAUUAUCCAUAGCACGACCUGCCUAACAUCUCGCUGAUGCAACCCCCUUCCCACUUCACCGCGCGGAACCCCGCCCACGCUUAGUGAGUCCCUAUUUAACGUAACAUGAUUAGAAUGACAGCAGGACAGAGAUUAGUACAUCCUCUGAUCCGAAAGAGAGGAUGGGUACGUCUCUUUCGCACUAAACGUGUACAGCGUAGUACGAAAGAGACGAGAGAUAUGACACUCUAUAAUGCUACGUUAAAUAGCGUAUAAAGCUGCGUACGAGUACGCACGUUGUGUAUGGGCUAUUACGUCAUUUGCGCGAGAUGUUAAGUUGACUCGCACCGGUUACUAGUGAAGGUCUGAAAAUGUAAACAAAAACUACCGUCAGCAAAAUAAAACUAAUUCUAACAGUAUAAGUAUCGCAAAAGUGAGAGGGAGCAACACAAUUAUUUUCUCUUUCGCUCUUACGUAACCUAUACCUGCUCUAAUAGACUACUAAAGUCACCGCGGUUGUUUAUAUACAUGCGCACAACUACAUACUUACAUGUAGACUUCAACUUAUGGAUGACGAAAGAGUCGCCGUGGCAAGAAUCGCCUGUGCACAAUAACCUGGGGGUUAAAAGGGCCACAUCGAAGCAACUCAUCUAAAAAGCAAUAUUGCAAUUUGACAUUUGCGCAUAUAGUAAGUGCGCAAUGCUAACAAAUGUCAAAUAGCAUUAUUGCUUUUUUAGAUGAAUCGCUUCAAUGUGGCCUUUUUAACCCCCUGUACAAAGUAUUAUAGUAUGUGCACAGUGGGUCACAACGUCACAACUAAAUGUUUGCAGGUACUUUUUGUUUAUUUUUUAAGACAAUUAUAUUUAAAUUAACUUUUUUUUGUUACUAGACCAAUCUCGUAAAGGUUGAGCAUGCUCCGCUACGAGUCCAGACCGAUUUAAGAAAACGGUUUUACAUUAUGGUCUAAAAUUACGUAUACACUUUUCCAUAACGCGUUGAUUUAGAAGAGAUAGUUCCAUUAAAAUGUUUUAAAACUAGAAAGUUAAAAUAUAUUUAUAUGGAUGUGUCAAAGUGCUGUAAUAUAUUAGACGAAAAUAGUAAUUAAUGCGCAACAGAAUAUUUCCCAAGUCAGCUUAAAAGUUGCCAAUAAUGCCUAUAACGUGCUUCAAAUAACUCAAUCUCUAUGUUGUAGUUCCACCGGUAGAUAUCGUAUCUUCACUUACAUAGUUGACAUAGAAGAGCCGUGGUAGCCCAGUUGAUAGAACGGUUGCCUCUCACUUUGAGGUCGCAGGUUCGAAUCCAGCACAGGCCUAAACCAACGAUUGUCGAAUUUGUUUACGAAUUCAUGUUUGGAUCAUAAAUGAUUAUCACGUGCUCAGUGGUGAAGGAAAACAUCGUGAGGAAACCCACAUUCCCGAGCAAUGCAUUUUCGGAGGUAUGUGAUCUAACCUGUAUUGGGCUGGUUUUCCCUUCGCGGGUUGAAAGGUCAGACAGGCAGUCGCUUCUGUAAAAAACCGGACCUGUCAAAUCUUCAGGUUAGGUAAGCGGACCUUAUGAAAAACGGGAUAAUGCUAGGGAGAUGACUUACAUAGUUGACAUAAUAAUGUUAAUAAACUCAUAUUAACUUAAAUGAAUUUAAUGUACCCGAAUAUUUUAUAAGUACUGGUAUAUUUUAAUAGGUACAGUACAAAACUUAGUGCAAUAAACACAUUGUUAUGUAAUAUAAAAUAUAAUAAAUACUAUGCAACUGACAAAAUUGUAGAUAACAGCCAUGAAUUGACAAAACAUUCCUGUAUUAUAUAGUAAGUGCUUGUUGGUGCUUCCUUUUUAAUAUUUAAAAUUUUAUCCUUGUGUAAGUACUUAUUAUUUGUAUUUUGUUUUUUUUUAUAUUGUAAUUUCACCCAUCCAAUCAUUAUAAGUAUUAUUUUAUUGUUGCUUUACGAAUGUUUCUAUUGUGAACGUUAUUUAGUUGAUGUUUAUUAUUAACGGGGUUUUAAGUAAUUGUAUUGCUUUAUGACUGAACUGUAAGGCUCUGUAAUUUGGAGUUAUGUACUUAUGUAAUAUUACUAGUUUACUGAAUCUCGUUCUUUUUUCGAAAAGGUAUAAAUAAUCGUUAAAUGUAACAUAGGCGCUGUCCCCACGAGCGAGAGAAUCGCGGGGGUAUUAUCGUCAUGCCACGUAUUUCUAUACUUUCUCCUUGGAGCCGUCUCCACACGGCGAUAUUAUCGCGGCGAUGUUUUGAGUGGCAAUGAGCGCAGGAAACGUCAUUACAUACCCGCGGGCCCGUCGCGCGCUCGUGGAGCUCUCGCACCGAGAGCGUGGCGCGGCUGUCAAACGCAGCGUCAUUUCAGCAUUGCCAAGCUUUUUAAACAAUAAGUGCAAUGUUUGAAAUUGAAAAGUCGUCAAGGAAAAGCGGGGAUUCCGUCGCGGACACGCUGCGAUUCCGUUACGACUCGCGACGAUACCCGGCGGAAUUAUCGCUCGUUCGUGGAGAUUCUCCGACGAUAGAAGGGCGGACUCGUCGCGAUUCUCUCGCUCGUAGAGACAGCGCCUAAGGCCUUCUUUUGUUUAUGACACAACACGUCCCUCACUAACUACUGUGUAAUGCCUGUUUGAUGCUCCUUCUAUCGUGUGGGUUGUGAGGUGGAAUACCAACCUUAUCAACCCUGCUGUCAUUGUUACUAUGCUUAUAUGAGCAUGUUUUCUAUCAUUUAUCGACAAGUGGCAUAAAAUGUCUGAUAAAAGUGAUAUAAAAUUUGCCAGUCAAUUCUAAUGAUAAAAGCGAUAAAAAAUGCCAGUCAUCUCUAAAAAUAAAUAUGCCUUAAAGUAAUGGGACUAAGAAGCAAGCAAUUGUGUGAUAAUAGUUUUGAUAUGUUGCAUACCAUUCCCUGAACGUUAAACAAAAGUGUAAUUCUUAAUAAAUAUCUUAUUUUCCAAAAGUUUUCCAAACAAUGCAUAGGUUGUGUCUAAAUAAAUUUAUUUUACAAU
Pectinophora gossypiella (pink bollworm) is the source of this 6851-nucleotide messenger RNA. Its product is annotated as RAB11-binding protein RELCH-like. Gene Ontology annotation, cellular component: trans-Golgi network; recycling endosome. The transcript is spliced from 16 exons. Bases 167 to 3697 code for a protein of 1176 amino acids. The record is from RefSeq and is a predicted model, not a curated record. Lineage: Eukaryota; Metazoa; Arthropoda; Insecta; Lepidoptera; Gelechiidae. Gene Ontology annotation, biological process: intracellular cholesterol transport. Gene Ontology annotation, molecular function: protein binding.